Onychomys torridus (southern grasshopper mouse) is the source of this 2506-nucleotide messenger RNA. Its product is annotated as zinc finger protein 260-like. The transcript has 6 exons. NCBI's taxonomy places the organism in Eukaryota, Metazoa, Chordata, Mammalia, Rodentia, Cricetidae. The record is from RefSeq and is a predicted model, not a curated record. Bases 98 to 2128 code for a protein of 676 amino acids. Gene Ontology annotation, biological process: regulation of DNA-templated transcription.
AACGGCCUCUGAGAGCCUCGAGGAGAACGGGUGAGCUCGGAAUCCGCCAUGUCAUGGGUGAGCACCUUUGUCAACACAGAAGAGGGUAGCUGCAACCAUGUCAUGCUGUGCUGAUGCAGUGUCCUAUGAGGAUGUGCAUGUGAACUUCACCCAUGAAGAGUGGGCUUUGCUGGAUCCUUCCCAGAAGAGUCUCUACAAAGAUGUGAUGCUGGAAACCUACUGGAACCUCACUUGUAUAGGAUACAAAUGGGAAGAUCACAAUGUUGAAGAACAUCAUCAAAAUUCUACAAAACAUGAAAGGUGUGUCAUUUGUCACUCUGGAUACAAUCCAUGUGAGCAUAAGGGGAAUGGAAAGAAGCACUGGACUUCUGUUUCACUCAGAACGACUGGAAGAUAUGUGGUAGUCCCCACUAUGAGAAGACAUGAUGACUGUGAUACAAGUUUACAAUUAACUGGUUUUCCAACUUCAUUGGGAAUUCAUCAACAAACUCUCAUUGGAAAAAAACCUUAUGAAUAUGGAAAUUCAUCUUCCUCUACUGGUUCACCAUGUACAUGUAGUGUUGCUCACAAUAUAAGAAAAUGUUAUGAAUGCAGUCAGUGUGGUCAGACCCUGAGUUCUUCAAGUUCUCUUCAAAGAUGUGAAAAAUCUCAUGUGGGAAGAGAAAAUACUGAAUGUGAGUCAUCUAGUAAAGGCUUUAGGCUUUACAGGCAUCUUCAAACACACCAAAAACCCAAAAACAAAGAGGCCCUCUAUCAACAUGAUAAAGCUUUUAGAUCUGAUUGCUCUUUAGAAGUACACCAAAGAACUCAUUUAGAAGAAAAACCCUAUGAGUAUAAUCAAGGUUAUAAAGUCAUUUCAUGUCACAGUCUACAGAAUCAAAGUGAUCUUCACAGACAUGAAAGAAUUAAUACUGGAGAGAAACCAUAUGAAUAUAAUCAAUGUGGUAAAGCCUUUGCAGAGAAGAGAAAUCUUCACAGUCAUGAAAGAUUUCAUACUAGAGAGAAACCCUAUGUAUGUAAUCAAUGUGGUAAAGCCUUUGCACAGAAGAGCAGUCUUCAAAUUCAUGAAAUGAUUCAUACUGGAAAGAAACCCUAUGAAUGUAAUGAAUGUGAUAAAGCCUUUUCAGGGAAGAGUAGUCUUCGCAGUCAUGAAAGAAUUCAUACUAGAGAGAAACCCUAUGUAUGUAAUCAAUGUGGUAAAGCCUUUGCACAGAAGAGCAGUCUUCAAAUUCAUGAAAUGAUUCAUACUGGAAAGAAACCCUAUGAAUGUAAUGAAUGUGAUAAAGCCUUUUCAGGGAAGAGUAGUCUUCGCAGUCAUGAAAGAAUUCAUACUGGAGAGAAACACUAUGAAUGUGAUCAGUGUGGUAAAGCCUUUGCAUGGAAGAGUCAUCUUCAAAGUCAUGAAAGAAUUCAUACUGGAGAGAAACACUAUGAAUGUAAUCAAUGUGGUAAAGCCUUUGCAUGGAAGAGUUAUCUUCUCAGCCAUGAAAGAAUUCAUACCGGAGAGAAACCCUAUGAAUGUAAUCAAUGUGGUAAAGCCUUUGCACAGAAGAGUCAUCUUCAAAGUCAUGAAAGAAUUCAUACUGGAGAGAAACCCUAUGAAUGUCAUCAAUGUGGUAAAGCCUUUGCAACGAAGAGUUAUCUUCUCACCCAUGAAAGAACUCAUACUGGAGAGAAACCCUAUAAAUGUGACCAAUGUGGUAAAGCAUUUGCAAAGAAGAGUAAUCUUCACAAUCAUGAAAGAAUUCAUACUGGAGAAAAACCCUAUGAAUGUAAUCAAUGUGGUAAAGCCUUUGCAGUGAAGACUCAUCUUCAUAGUCAUGAAAGAAUUCAUACUGGAGAGAAACCCUAUAAAUGUGAACAAUGUGGUAAAUCCUUUGCACAGAAGAGUAGUCUUCAAAGUCAUGAAAGAAUUCAUAUAGGAGAGAAACCUUAUGAAUGUAAUCAAUGUGGUAAAGCCUUUGUACAGAAGAGUAAUCUUCUCAAUCAUGAAAGAAUUCAUACUGGAGAGAAACCCUAUAAAUGUGACCAAUGUGGUAAAGCAUUUGCAAAGAAGAGUAAUCUUCAUAGUCAUGAAAGAAUUCAUACUGGACAGUACCAUAUGGAUGUAAUCAAUGUGGUAAUUUAAGAUGUGAGCUGACGUGAGCUGCCAUGUGGGUACUGUAAACUGAACUCUGUUUUCUACAAGAGAUACUUGUUUAAUCCAGUUCCAUAUGGGUUCAGGCCCCAAAGAAGUGUUCAGGCAUCAGCAGAUGAAGGAGACUGCCAUGGUCUGAGCAUGAAGCAGUAUAGUUGCUGCUUUAUUGAAAAACGACUAUACAUUUUAUGCUCAAUAACUGAAUCUUAGUUUAGACUCAAGCAGGUUAAAAACAGACUUAAUGAUUUUAGGAUAAAAGCAGCCAUCAACCUCAUUACAGCAUUUUUCCUGAGGCAAAAAUUGAUAAAUUCGCUGGGCAGUUUUGGCGCACACCUGUAAUCACAGCACCUGGGAGGGCAGAGGCAGGUG